Molecule: messenger RNA, 2132 nt
Organism: Syzygium oleosum
Lineage: Eukaryota; Viridiplantae; Streptophyta; Magnoliopsida; Myrtales; Myrtaceae
Product: growth-regulating factor 8
Exons: 4
Coding region: 420-1898 (492 amino acids)
Biological process (GO): DNA-templated transcription; developmental process; regulation of DNA-templated transcription
Cellular component (GO): nucleus
Molecular function (GO): ATP binding
Source: RefSeq, a predicted model, not a curated record
AGAGAGAGAGAGAGAGAGGGAGAGGGAGAUUGUCUGUAUUCCUAAAGGGGUGCGAAUGUUGGAAGCUGAGGAAGCAAAACCAAAAACUCAUGGCUCCAAAUGGCGGCACCGCUUAAACCCCACCCUUCCCCUCUCCCUCUUAUCAUCAUCACCCGCAGCACCACCACCAUCUUCUUUUGAGAGAGAGAGAGAGAGAGAGAGAGAGAGAGAGAAGAAGCUCUAGACAUUCAGUGUCGUCGAAGCCUUGUUCCUGAUUUCUUGUGCUGAGGGUGGGGCGAAAUUGAAGUAGCUUCAGCUCCAAGACUUUCCCACUCUCUUCUCUCCCUCGUUCUUCUUCUGGGCGGUGUUCUUCUUUGUGGAUGGGAAAGGCGACUUUUUGCUGAGACCCGGAGAAGGGAAAAAAAGAGGAGAAACCAAUCAUGGGUACGAGAAACGGCAGCAACAGUGGGAUGAUGAUGGUUCCUGCUUCGGAGGAGGAGUGCGAUGUCGGGCUGGGUCUGAGGAUGCAGCAACCCAGGAAGGAUGACGACUUUUCUCGUGAAAAAACGACCCCGAUGAUGAUGAUGUCCAUGCCCGUGCCUCCUCAUCAUCACCACCAUCACCAUCCUUAUCACCAGCAACACAUGCUGUCGCCAUCAUCCUCUGGUAGAGGAGCUGCUGCUGGAGAGUAUUAUGGCGGGGUUGGCGGGUCCAUCUUCUCAGGCGCAAGGAACCACCACUUAGCGUGUGUGGAUGAAGAAGCAGCGGCAGCCACACUGCUUGCGUCUGGCUCUGCCUCUGAUUCAUCUUCUUCUGCUGCUCCUGCUCCUGUCUUUAACUCCUCAGGAAAAAUGGCAGCAUCUGCAAAUGCGAGAGUGCCAUUUACAGCAGCACAGUGGCAAGAGAUGGAGAGACAGACCAUGAUACUCAAGCACAUGAUGACCUCUGCGCCUGUGCCUCCUGAACUCCUCUUGCCCAUAACCAAAUCACCCCCCACUGUUCUUCCUUACCAGUCCAACAGGGGCUCUGAUCCAGAGCCGUGGAGGUGCAGAAGAACAGAUGGAAAGAAAUGGAGGUGCUCGAGAGAUGUGGCUCCUCAUCAGAAGUACUGUGAGCGUCACUCCCACAAGAACCGUCCCCGUUCAAGAAAGCCUGUGGAAUUACAAGCUGAUUACACGAACACCACCAACAACAUCAAGAAAAGCAAUGUUACCACCACAAACUCUCAAUCCCUCAAUUCGUGCCAAAAUCCUCAAUUCCUCAACCUGGCACCAAACCCGCCUUCACUUUUCCCCACCACGGUGGCCUCAGCCUAUGACCAACCCAGGGGCUUGGAGUGGUUCAUGAAGGGCGAGACCAUCUCCAACCAGGAAGACUAUCACCACCAGCAACAACCUAUGCAUGCCAACUGCAACAGAAUCGACCCAUUUCAUUUAAAGCAGCCUCAUAUGCCCCUGGGCUCAUACUCUGAUUAUGGAAGUACCCAUGAACUGCAUGAGACCAGGCAUUUCAUCGAUGCAUGGUCAACCCCACACAGAGAUGACAGCUCAAACAGGGCACCCUCUGUUUCUGCAGGCAAGAAGAUGCCCAUUUCGUCCCUCAGUUUGACGAUGUGCGGGAUUGGAGAAGAAGACAGCAAGAAUACGGACAUGGGUGUGGGGUUAAUGGGUCGAGAGCACGAAAAGUCGGGGGAUCUGAGGCCACCGCACUGGAUGAUAAGCCCCGGCGAGUCAUGGAUGGGUUCAACAACGCCGGGUGGGCCGUUGGCCGAGGCACUUUGUCUGGGGACUGCAAAUGCAAGUUCCGCGACAAUGGCGGUGGCAUGCGAGGCGUCUCCUAAUUGUUGCAUUGGUGUCACCUCCACUAGCAGUAGGAGCCCCAGUAAAGAUGAAGGGCAUGAGCUUAAUCUCAUAAGCUGAAUGAUAGUUUCAUCCUUUUCGCCAAUGAAAGUCAGGUAGAAUUGGAUGGUUUUUCUUUUUUCUUGAGUUGAUGAUACAAUUGAACAGUAAGUGCAACAAAAAAGAAAUCUUGUUUUCGAUUCGUUUAUAUGGUCUGAUCCAAUUUGUUUGAUGUGUUUUUAUCUUAAAAGGGAAGUACUCUUUCUGCCAGUUGCUUUGUAAUUGUUCCUGUCUUACUGAUUUUCAUUUUGUCCA